Molecule: messenger RNA, 831 nt
Organism: Penicillium arizonense
Lineage: Eukaryota; Fungi; Ascomycota; Eurotiomycetes; Eurotiales; Aspergillaceae
Exons: 1
Coding region: 1-831 (276 amino acids)
Source: RefSeq, a predicted model, not a curated record
AUGGCUGACGAUAUCUUAAGAGAAGAAGGUCUUCCUGCUACCACACCAAGGUACCAAUAUCAAGGUGUAAAGCAAUGUCUUAGGUGCUUUGAACUUGAGUUAGAGCGUUAUGACAGGGAGGGCCAACACGGUGACGGCCUAUAUGUUAUAUUUGAUCAUGUGGAUGAUCGUUCCUUCCAGGAGUGUUUCGAGGACGACUCUGCAGAAAGCCUCCUUGUGGAUUCAUUGGCGACCUACAACUUCAUUUCUCAUACUAUUGUCCUCAAAAUGCCGCCUUCUGAUGUGCAUGAGGCUGCCCAUCGUGCUUUCAGUGAGAUUUUUUCGACUUGGCAUCGGGGCCAGGAAAGUCGCCUUGUGCCUACAGGAGAUGCAAAGGUUGAGGGGUUCACAAGGAAGAAGAAGCCGGAUUCUUCCUGGAAGACCUCGAUUCAUAUACCUGGAAGAGAUGUGAAGUGGCCCACAAUCCUUGUUGAAGCAGGAUGGGCUGAACCAAUGGCCAAACUAAAGCAAGAUAUUUUGUUCUGGCUACGUGAAUCGGAGCAACAGGUUAAGGUCGCCCUGACAAUUCAGGUUACUCGAAGGGAAAGCGUCACAAUCAAGCAAUGGGUACUUGACGAAACAACUCGCAGUUCUGUUAAGCCUAUCCAAACAAUGCACAUUACCCGAAACAGAGAUCCCCGUUUGAACCAACACCAAAUUUCGGGCUCGAUGCGUAUCCCAUUCGAAGACUGUUUCCUUCGUGCAAAGAGGGGAAACGAGUCAGAUUUUGUCCUAUCAAACGAAGACCUAACGGAAUUAGCAGAAGCUGUCUGGUAUUGCCUUCCAGAGUGA